Molecule: messenger RNA, 1215 nt
Organism: Monopterus albus (swamp eel)
Lineage: Eukaryota; Metazoa; Chordata; Actinopteri; Synbranchiformes; Synbranchidae
Gene: polr2c
Product: RNA polymerase II subunit C
Exons: 9
Coding region: 112-939 (275 amino acids)
Biological process (GO): transcription by RNA polymerase II
Cellular component (GO): RNA polymerase II, core complex
Molecular function (GO): protein dimerization activity
Source: RefSeq, a predicted model, not a curated record
CGGGUGGUAAAUAUUUCCGUGGAGGCCUUCAUCAAGCCUAAGCAGCGUGGGUAGUGUGUAAUCGUGUCUGUAACGUUAAAUGUGUAUUUACUCGUUUUUUUCUUUCUAACAAUGCCCUAUGCUAACCAGCCGACGGUGAAAAUUACAGAACUGACAGACGAAAAUGUCAAGUUUGUCAUUGAGAAUACUGAUUUGGCUGUUGCAAACUCUCUUCGUCGUGUCUUCAUGUCAGAGGUUCCCACUAUAGCAAUUGACUGGAUCCAGAUUGACGCCAAUUCAUCAGUACUGCAUGACGAGUUCAUUGCACAUAGAGUUGGUCUCAUACCUCUCACAAGUGAUGACAUUGUGGACAAAAUGCAGUAUUCCAGGGACUGUACCUGUGAUGAUUUCUGUCCAGAGUGUUCUGUUGAGUUGACUCUGGACGUUCGAUGCACGGAGGACCAAACACGUCAUGUCACCUCACGUGAUCUUUUGUCUAACAAUCCCAGAGUCAUCCCAGUGACUUCCAGGAGUCGAGACAAUGAUCCCAAUGACUAUGUUGAACAAGACGACAUUUUGCUGGUGAAACUUCGUAAAGGUCAGGAACUGCGGCUUAGAGCAUAUGCUAAGAAAGGCUUUGGAAAGGAGCACGCCAAGUGGAACCCAACAGCGGGAGUGUCCUUCGAGUAUGACCCAGACAAUGCACUGCGGCACACAGUAUACCCACGCCCUGAGGAGUGGCCAAAGAGUGAAUACUCUGAAAUUGAGGAGGAUGAGGUUCAGGCUCCCUAUGACCCCAAUGGAAAACCAGAAAGGUUCUAUUACAACGUAGAGUCAUGUGGCUCUCUGCGACCAGAGACCAUCGUCAUGUCAGCGCUAGCCGUCCUCAAGAAGAAGCUCAGUGACCUGCAGACCCAGCUGAGUCACGAGAUCCAGAGUGAUGUGCUCACCAUCAACUGAUGGCAUCUCACUAACGGAUCAGGACUUUUAUCUUUAUGAACAGAGGGUUUUAGGGUCACUGGGUCACAUGGUCCACAUCCAAAUGUUGUUUAUGGAUCACCUCCAGCCCCAGCAGUGAUUAUAAGUUGGGUAUGCUCUGGCGCACAGUGUGUGAGAGGGAGUUUGCUGCAGACUGCUACAAAUUUAGUUCUGCUGCAAUUAGUGUAACACUUGAAAAGUUGGACUGUUAUGUUGUUUGAUGCUACCUUUUAAAUAAACUUGGUGUUCGUUUAUGAA